AUGAAGGAGUACGUGCAGUGUCCGUCUGUGUUCCUCUGGACCAGCUGUCAGAACGGCCUGAUGCCCGCUCUGGUGCGCCCCCCGAUGGCCAGCGCCGUGCAGCAGCCCUCCCUGGCCCUCAAACAGUUCCUGCCCUUCCCGCUGGACGCCGGCUCCGCGCUCAGCCUCUUCCCCGGAUUCAACACGAUGGACCCGGUGCAGAAGGCCGUCCUGAACCACACCCUGAGCCUGAGCUCCAGCCCCAAGAGGCGACACGUGUCCUGCAGCCUGUGCCAGCUGCGCUUCAACUCACAGAGCCAGGCCUUGGCCCACUACAAGGGGACCAAACACGCCAAGAAGCUAAAGGCCCUGGACUCUCCAAAGACCAAGCCCAAAGCAUCAGCCGUCACCAAGGAGACGACCAACCCGGAGCCAGCGAGCGUCACGGCGUCGCCCGUCCCCAACGGCACCGCCACCGACCGGAGAGACGUUUCUCCGGCGCCGGGCCUCUCCGUGUUGGCCCCCGCAGCGCUGGCCCCGGGGCCCGUGUGCCGACCCGACCCGGAGCCGCCCCUCCUCCUGACGGACGCCGCCUCGGAGCCGGAGCAGGAGCCGGGAGCCGAGGCCGAGCUCGGGCCGGAGGACAAGGAGACGGAGGAGGAGAAGGCGCGGCGGCUGCUCUACUGCUCCCUCUGCAAAGUGGCCGUCAACUCCGCCUCCCAACUCGACGCGCACAACAGCGGUACGAAGCACAAGACGAUGCUGGAGGCGCGCAGCGGCCUGGGCUCCAUCAAGUCCUUCCCUCGAGCCGGAGUGAAGAGCAAACUGAGCCCCGUGCCCGGAUCCUCCACGGGACUUCAGAACAAAACCUUCUACUGCGAGAUCUGCGACGUCCACGUCAACUCCGAGACGCAGCUCAAGCAGCACAUCAGCAGCCGGCGCCACAAGGACCGAGCGGCAGGUAAACCGGCCAAGCCCAAGUACAGCCCCUACAGCAAACCUGCCAAGAGCCAGAGCAAGACCGCGGUGAAGUUGUCUCUGGGGAAGGAGCUCCAGCCGAUCAGCUCGCAGAUCCUCCCGGCGCACCUGGCCGCCGUCGCCGCCGCCGUCGCCAUGGGCAACACCUUCCCCCACCGGAGCUCGACCGGACCCAGCCCCGCCCCCAGCCCCGCCCUCUUCCAGCCCCACCCCAUCCCCGCCUCGCUGCUACGGCCCGCCCCCGGCCCAGUCAGGACGUCCCACCCACAGGUCCUGUUCGCGCCCUACUGACCCCGGCCCCCAGCGGCGCCGCCCGGGGGGACACUUCUAUGCAUCAGAAGCCUCUGCUUCCUUCGCCCGGUUUAAGCUCCUGCAUCUGCACUUUGCUCCAUGGAGUCCCUGAGCGCCGGGGUAGCCAUACUCCCAUACUCACACGUCGGGGGGUUUGGGGCUCGCGGGAGGAACGUGUGAGGAGCAGACGUGUUCAGAGCAGCGACGAUAACGACAGAAACUCAAACGUGCAGAAAGAAAAGACACAUAUUAUGCAAUAUUUGUACAGAUGGAACAAAAGAUGAGACAAAAUUUACACAAGACGAGUCGAGAUUUUAACAUUAAACAUCUUAAUAAUCCGUGUAUCAUUCAUUUAGUAGUUUUUCAAAAUAAAACCAAAAAUAAGAAAAUGAAAAAAAAAAAGUAUUUUCUUCAUAAUUUGUCUCCAAAAUCAAAAUGAAAAAACAGAUAAUGAAAUCUAAACCCAGGACUAAACCAGGACUAAACCAGGUCUAAACCAGGUCUAAACCAGGACUAAACCAGGUCUAAACCAGGACUAAACCAGGACUGAAAACCAGGACUAAAACAGGACUAAUCCAGGUCUAAAACCAGGUCUAAACCAGGCCUGAACCAGGACUAAAAACCAGUACUAAACCAGGAUUAAACCAGGAUUAAACCUGAUCUAAACCAGGACAAAACGAGGACUAAAACAGAACUAAAACCUGAUGUAAACCAGAAGUAAAACCAGAAGUAAAACCAGGACUAA
Messenger RNA from Boleophthalmus pectinirostris (great blue-spotted mudskipper), 1993 nucleotides. It is a transcript of the gene znf385d, whose product is annotated as zinc finger protein 385D. The record is from RefSeq and is a predicted model, not a curated record. NCBI's taxonomy places the organism in Eukaryota, Metazoa, Chordata, Actinopteri, Gobiiformes, Gobiidae. The transcript has 8 exons. Gene Ontology annotation, molecular function: nucleic acid binding; zinc ion binding. The coding region runs from base 1 to 1248 and encodes 415 amino acids. Gene Ontology annotation, cellular component: nucleus.